Molecule: messenger RNA, 1698 nt
Organism: Alternaria arborescens
Lineage: Eukaryota; Fungi; Ascomycota; Dothideomycetes; Pleosporales; Pleosporaceae
Exons: 2
Coding region: 1-1698 (565 amino acids)
Biological process (GO): ubiquitin-dependent protein catabolic process; positive regulation of proteasomal ubiquitin-dependent protein catabolic process; protein polyubiquitination
Cellular component (GO): ubiquitin ligase complex; cytoplasm
Molecular function (GO): ubiquitin conjugating enzyme binding; zinc ion binding; ubiquitin protein ligase activity
Source: RefSeq, a predicted model, not a curated record
AUGUCUAAGAGCUGUGUAAUCUGCGGGACUGAGGAGAGCGAAGGCGAGCUGCUUCUCGAAGCACCCUGCGGUCGCCAUUGGGUCUGCCCUGACGAUGUCGGAAGCUUUUUUGAGAAUGCGACCAACAACGAGAGCCUUUUCCCGCCACAGUGCUGCGAAACAAUGUUCAUGCUGGAAGAUUACGAGGACUAUAUAUCGUUCGAGAUUGCGUGGGCGUAUCAGAUGAAGCAGCAGGGCGAGUAUUCAAUUCUGGCAAAAUUUCGUGUCUAUUGCGCAAACCCAGCCUGCGGAAAGUUCUUACACCCCGAAUCGCACGUGGAGGACCAAGAGACCAAGAUUACCUACGCCAUCUGCGAUUCUGAAGAAUGCGGUAAGCUGACUUGCGCAAAAUGCAAAGCCUUGCUCGUAGACGGUACCCAAAACCAUGAGUGCAAACAAACCGAGGACGAGAAAAAGUUCAGGCAGACAGCCAAUGAGAAAGGUUAUCAAGAGUGCUUUGUAUGUGGCGCGACUGUAGAGUUGGCUGAGGCAUGCAAUCACAUCACUUGUGAGUGCGGUAGCUCGUUCUGCUAUAUCUGCGGCAAGGAUUGGCCCGGUCUCCACGGCUGCCCGCACUACGGUCCCGCCGUCUACGAUGAAGAAGGAUACAACCAGGACGGUUACCAUCGAGAAAGUGGUCUCAACCGACAGGGUCUUACUCGCCGUCAAGAUAUGAUUCGUCGUCGUGAAGAAGACGAGGAAGACGACGAUGAAGAAGGCGAAGACGAAGAUAAUGAGGAUGAAGAUCCUGAGUGGGAAGUCCUGCAACAUCUGACACCCGACCAGCGCGCUUUGGUCAACCAGCUUCCUCACGGGCCUCGCGAAGACGCUCUAGAUCAGUUCCGCAUCACGUUGUUCGAAACCCAAGGUAUCACGUUCGACCAGUUUGCCCACCCUCCUCCACCUCCACUACAGGAAGACUUUGGCGAUGAUGGUGACGCUUGGGAGGACAAUGAUGAUGAAGGCUCCGAAAAUGACCAGCGCGACGAUCGGGAACUCACAGGCGGCCGGCCUAAUGAAAUCGAUGGGGAGGUACCUAUCAUUGCUAAUGAAGCAGCUCAGAUUGGUACGAUAGAUGGUGCUGAAAUCGACGACGGUGCAGUGCCUGUGGUCUACCAUUCCGACGAUGAGAGCCACGCCAACUUUUUGGAAAAUCAACAAGGCGAUCAUGCAGACAUCAAAGAAGAAGGCAUUCAGGAAACUACACUGACAGACGACCAAUCUGGAGUUUCCGGCUUCGAUACUGCUACCCCAUCAGCACAUCGCAACGGCGAGAGAACAGAUCAACGUGCAGAACCCGUACUGGCAGCGAAUUCUUUCAGCCAGGACCAGCAGGUACCUGGCAGCCGUACAGUCCCGUUGAUCACAGGCAUCGAUACCGAUACCCGCCGACAGCCCGCUAGCUUCUCCACAGACGGACCACACACAAUUGUCGCUCGUGGUUUCAUCUCUGGCACCACGAUUGAGGACGUAGAAACCAUCAUGCGCCCUCACAGCGAUCAUGACAUACUCGGAAGGACUGUUCGGAGCAGCGAUCCGCUGGUUGUCGAACUGCAAUUUGCUAUGAAGGAUGAUGCGGAAAGGGUCAUUGCCGCGUUCCAUGCACAGAAAGGGGACGGUCAGGUGUUGGAUGUGAGGUUUGAAGAUGAAGAUCUGUAG